AUGACAUCGCGAAAAACACAGCAGGAAAUUGACAAGACCUUCAAGAAGGUUGGUGAAGGCAUACAGUCCUUCGAGAGCAUAUAUGAGAAGAUCAAGUCCUCCUCAAACGCUGCCCAAAGAGACAAGCUCGAAGACAACCUGAAACGCGAAAUAAAAAAACUACAGCGGUUCCGUGACCAGAUCAAGACAUGGGCUGCAGGAAAUGAAGUCAAAGACAAAGGCCCGCUGUUAGAGCAGCGGAGGGCUAUUGAAACUUGCAUGGAGCAAUUCAAAGCCGUUGAGAAGGAGAUGAAAACCAAGGCUUACUCAAAAGAGGGUCUAUCGGCGGCAGCCAGGCAAGAUCCGAAAGAAAAGGAGAGGACCGAAACAUGCGAGUUCCUGUCCUCCACCGUCGACAUCCUACAGCAGAAGAUCGAGGCUUUUGAAGCUGAGGAGGAAAUGAUACAGGCGUCGUUAAAGAAAGGGAAAAAGGAUGCAGCAAAGACCACCCGGCUAGCCGAUAUUGCGAGGAUAUCAGAACGACAUCGAUGGCACCUGGCGAAAUUGGAACUGCUUCUCCGUUCUCUACAAAACGGCCACGUCGAAACGAGUCAAGUGCUGGAUAUCAAGGAUAGCAUCAAGUACUUCGCAGAUGAUGGGCAUAAUGCCGACUUUUGUGGGGAAGAUGAGACGAUAUACGAUGAUAUAACACUCGGGGACGACGAGGCGCAAUUCGGCAUGCCCAACGACACUGACCGCGUAUCAUCGCAGGAUACGCAGUCGAUACAGGAUGAUGAUGCAGACAUGGGUGUACCCAGGCCAGCAAAGGCGAAAGCGGACCCUGGUGCUACUCGACGGUCAUCAACGCAGGUGAAAUCACCACUACCCGUCCUAGCUACGCUACACCUCUCCGGGCCCUCGUCCUCAUCCGGUAACACGAUGAAACCUGCGCCUUUACCUACACGAUUACCAGGCGAAACGCUGAAGUAUGCUUCAGCGGCUGCGGCGGCUGCAGCAAGUGACAAGAGUGGAGUUGGAAUCGCCCCGCUUCCUCCACCACCCGGUGCAAGCCCGGCUCUUUCCCAUGCAUUGCCCGUCUCCAAGGCUUCCUCAACAUCUUCGCCACAGGUGCAUCACGCACAGCCUGUACAAAGGCUCGCAUCUGCAGCUGCCAGCGUGGAUGAUUCAGCUAGUAGCCAACAGCAAUCCAAAUCGCCAACAUUGAGUCCCAGUGUUCCCGCGGCGAGUCAACCAGCGACAGAGCCACCAACCCCGGCAAUGGAUAAUGUGGAAACCAGACCUAACGGCUCCGCAAAGGAAGAAUCCACAACCGCUAACACCUCAACAACCGCUACCACGGACGAAUCCGUCUACCACCUCCCCCCCGGCCUCCAAGACCUAAUCCAAUCCUUCGAAUUAACCAAAUCCCGCAUUUCCAUGAACCCAACCAGCACAGCCUCAACUUCCACUCAACGUCUCCUCACAGCCUCCCACCACACCUGCCCGGAACCCAGCGACUCCGAACGACCCCACCACUACAGACCACAAACCCCUUACAAUACCCCUCUCUACUACCCGCAAGAACCGCUGCCCAUCUUCGACGACCCGCGCCUCUACGAGACCAGCCGCAUAGACACUGACACGCUGUUUUAUAUAUUCUAUUACCGGCAGGCGAGCUAUCAGCAGUUCCUGGCCGCGAAGUCGUUGAAGAAUCAGAGCUGGCGGUUUCAUAAGCAGUAUCAGACAUGGUUCCAGAGGCAUGAAGAGCCGAAGACAAUUACGGAGGAGUUUGAGCAGGGGACGUAUCGGUUUUUUGACUAUGAGAGUACAUGGAUGAACCGCCGAAAAGCCGAUUUCAAAUUCGUCUACAAAUUUCUGGAAGAUGACUUGUAA
Messenger RNA from Paracoccidioides lutzii Pb01, 1872 nucleotides. RefSeq names its product CCR4-NOT transcription complex. Gene Ontology annotation, cellular component: P-body; CCR4-NOT core complex; nucleus. Bases 1 to 1872 code for a protein of 623 amino acids. Gene Ontology annotation, biological process: regulation of DNA-templated transcription; nuclear-transcribed mRNA poly(A) tail shortening. The record is from RefSeq and is a predicted model, not a curated record. The transcript has 4 exons.